AUGACAGUCACCAUUGUACUUAAGGUCAAAUACGUCAGCGAGGAUGUUUCGUUUGAUUGUGGUUCGCUCCCUAUUGAAUUUUUAGAUCAACAAGCCUUUCAAAACAAGAUGACUUCAUCACCAAGUUCAUCAGGUGGUGGAAGUAGUAAUAAUCAAUCAACACCACAACGAAAGGCUGGUCCAUGCAAGAGAAAACAACAAGUCAAAUGGUCCGAAGAAGACGAUCGUAUUCUCAGAAUGUAUGCUGAAAAGGAAUAUUCAUGGAAGGAAAUUGCCACCCUCUUCCUUCAUGAUAAAUUCACCCCUCAACAACUUCACCAACGUUGGAAGAGAGUACUCAAUGAUAACAUCAAUAGAGAACCAUGGACUGAAGAAGAAGAUCGAGCGAUCAUUGAGUACGUGAAGAAGAAUGGUUGCUCUUGGUCCAAACUAAGAACCUUGUUGGGAACGAGAAGAACUGAUACCAUGGUCAGACAACGUUGGCUCAAGAUUACCAACGGCCAAGGGGAAGUAGGAACACCUGCCAACAAGCAAAAGCAUUCCUCUCCAUCCUCUUCAAACUCUUCUUCCAAUACGACACCUUGGGCAAAUGGAACGAUCAACCUUGUAAAUAAUGAACAAGUGGCCACUCUCGCCAAUACUACUACUACUACUACCACCACCACCACCACUAGUACAACCACUACUUCGGUACCAUUCAUGACUGCCCUCUUGAACGGUACCUCAACCUCUACGACCGAUAUGGAUGUCUUCCAAUUCAUCAAGACUCAUCAAUCGAUGAUUCCAACCGAAAUGAACCAAACUCAUCAACCUGUAACGGUGGUACCUCCUGUACUUCAUAAACCUUCUCCUGCUGUACUCUCUGCUGAUGCCCUUACUUGCGAUGAAGAACUCACGUUUGAUCAUCGUCCAGCUCCUUCUGAACCACUUCGAAGAAGAGAUUCUUUGAAUUUGGAUGAUAAGGCAUUCUCCUCAAGUUUGGGAACCAUGCUCGAAAACAACAUUGAUUUGGUGGACUUCCACUCUUCUCUCCAAAUCAAUAUGGAGAAGGAAUGGUUGAACCAAAUCUUCUCUGGAGACUUUUAA
Molecule: messenger RNA, 1086 nt
Organism: Naegleria fowleri
Lineage: Eukaryota; Heterolobosea; Eutetramitea; Acrasida; Naegleriidae
Exons: 2
Coding region: 1-1086 (361 amino acids)
Biological process (GO): regulation of DNA-templated transcription
Cellular component (GO): nucleus
Molecular function (GO): DNA-binding transcription factor activity, RNA polymerase II-specific; RNA polymerase II cis-regulatory region sequence-specific DNA binding
Source: RefSeq, a predicted model, not a curated record